Messenger RNA from Alternaria viburni, 1221 nucleotides. RefSeq lists its product as uncharacterized. The record is from RefSeq and is a predicted model, not a curated record. Gene Ontology annotation, biological process: maturation of LSU-rRNA from tricistronic rRNA transcript (SSU-rRNA, 5.8S rRNA, LSU-rRNA); snoRNA localization; box C/D snoRNP assembly. The transcript is spliced from 3 exons. NCBI's taxonomy places the organism in Eukaryota, Fungi, Ascomycota, Dothideomycetes, Pleosporales, Pleosporaceae. The coding region runs from base 1 to 1221 and encodes 406 amino acids. Gene Ontology annotation, cellular component: nucleus; pre-snoRNP complex.
AUGACAGACGCAGUGUUGCUCAACGAACUAUGCAGUAUCUGCAAUAAAUCCAAGUACAAAUGUCCUGGGUGUGGCGCACGCACAUGCUCGCUGCCAUGCUACAAGCGUCAUCAACAGAACGCACAAUGCUCAGGGAAGCGCGACCCAACAAAGUUCAUCAAGAAGUCUGAUCUGGUGACCCCCAAGGGCGUUGAUCACGACUAUAAUUUUCUUUCUAGCAUAGAGCGGAACCUCGAAAAAGCUGAGAGGGUCGCUGGAACCACCGCUGAGAGCACUCCUCAAGAUGGUCUGUCCAACAGGGAGCGAAUGGGUGUUCAGUAUAGCAAGCUUGAGCAUGCUGCUGGCGUCAAGAUCAUGCGGGCGCCCAGAGGCAUGAGCAGACAAAAAGAGAAUAAGUCGCACAUGUCUGCUACAAAAAAGGCUACACGGAACAUAGUAUGGACAGUCGAAUGGUUUGACGAGACCAAGAGACGCGUGCUCACCGAGACAUCCUCUACACAGUCGAUCCAAGAUGCACAACCUUUCGUACAACAAGGCAGUGGUGCUAAAAGCAAGAAGAGAAAGCUGAACAACGAGGCUCCUGCCAGCAAAAGUUCUCAAUCAAACACUCCACACCUACCUCAAAAUGACGUUGCGCCUACUGCACCGGACCAAGACCAGCCAAUCGAGCAGCAUGAAGUCAAUUCUGAGCUUCAGGUCAACAAUGCGGGGCCAGAGGGAGUCACCCCCGGACGAGGAACCCCUGCUGCAGAAGAAAAACAACAACCCACCAAAAGACAAGCAGACAUGGCCGAGACGCGUCCUGGAGAUACUCGCACUGAUGGGCAGUCCAUGGGCAGCGGGCAACAUAGGGUUUUUCUGCUAAAGCCCCGCACAAGCACGAACCGCCACGUCCUCAUCCCUCUAGACCCUUCGCAAUCGCUGGGUGAAAGCCUGCACGGCCGUACUAUACUCGAGUUUCCGACUAUCCACGUAUUCCCUGCUGAGAUGGAGAAGCUGCCCGAAGACUACAUGUUGGAGGAAGAAUACGCGAAGCUAGAGGGAGAGCAACAGAGAGAGUUUGAUGAGAUGAUGCAGGAGCUCGAUCCGGAGAUCUUGAAACGGUUGAAAGAAGGUGAGGGGCACAUGCCAGGGGACAGUAGCGGGGGAGGAGGUGACGAGGAAGUUGAUAGUAAGAGGAUACUAGACGUGCUCAAGCAGGAUCUCGGCGGACGGUUGUAG